GUUAGGUACGGGGUGGAUCCAGCCGAAAGUUAGGGGUGCGUCGGGACGCGUGGGUCGGACGGUGUGCGUCGAUUAGAGGUCUUCGUUUCGACCGCGAGGAAUUUUAUCGACAUACCGAUCGAACGGGAGAUCGAAGAGGAUCCUAGCGAGAGUGCCAUGAGAAGCAAAAGUGCUGCGACGGGCGUCCUGCAAACGUUUCGAAGCGAAAGGACGACAAAAACAAAGGAGAAUAACGAGGAACUAAAGGAGAGCGUGGAGUAUUCGUGAAAUGGAGAAGCUCGAGUUCUGACCUAAGACAAACGGAAGUGGCUCAAAUUCUUUCAACGAUGAAUCGAGAAAACGAGGAACAGCGACCAGUUUCCCAAACGCUUUGCGGGGCUUUGCAAAAAGAACCAAAUUGCAAAUGUUUGGUGUUGUCCGUGUUAAUAUACGGAUGCCUUGCCGCAGUGACGUGGUGUAGAUGCGCGAAUGUCACCAAGGUGGUGAUCAAUUAUUCGAGGUAUCCGAUCAAAAGUACCAGACACGUGUCACCCUGCGACGAUGGGUACAUUUAUAUUCCCGUGGCGUUUAUGGGAAUGUUAUACCUGGUUUACCUCGUGGAAUGUUACCAUUCGCCGAUCAGGAUCGAUCUAUUGCACGCGGAGAGCCAAGACAGCGUCCUAUCGAAGCUGUCGCAAUUAAAAUCGGCUCAGCCCACGAUCUGGUGGAAAGCUGUCUCUUACCAUUACGUUCGCAGGAAACGACAAAUUACGCGGUACAGAAACGGAGACAAUUACACUACGACGCAGGUAUACUACGAGAGAAUCAACACGCACGCAGCAACGUCAUUUUAUUAUUACGAUUACUGCGGCGUGAAGGAUAUCAGCAAAGAUUUAAUUCUCGACCCAAAAGUGCCAAUUACAAAGAUUAAUCUUAGUAAAGGGUUCGCUUUCUCGAACAUGAGAUCAGCGACCGAAUUCGAGGAAGCCAGAUCGAGAUUCUUUGCCGAACAAGAGCUGAGAGACGAUUAUAUGGAAAUGAGAGAGGGACUGGAUCUGGGAUACAAUUUAAAUCCUACAACCCUAGUAGCUGUUCUUGGUAAUCCUUGGUUCACCAAUCGCUACGUGUACUGGUGUCUGAGUGCUCUGCUGCUUAGCUGGCCUUUGAGGGUUAUUAUAGAGUACAAAACCCAGUAUGCGGAUUAUCAGAUCACCAAACUGUUCGGGAUUAAUUACGACACCCCAAGCGGAAGCGAGCCGAUACAUGCGUCCAUGAGCCAGCAGACCAUCAACCAACCCGGCUCUUACAUGUUGGCACCCAGUUACAGCGAAGCUCUUCUCAUGGAUCCAGCUCCCGACCACCGCCCCCAGGACCCGGCCAUUACGGAAAUGGUACCCAGUUACUCCGAAGCCUUACUCUAUCAACGAGCCGAACAAGGUUGCAUCAACCAGGAACCGAACAACGACAACCCGCACCAUUCACAAGAAUCUCGCGAAUGCACCUGUCCUUGCCACAUCGAUGUCUCCGCGAACGAAGACACCAGACAAGACGACUCUGGACAGUCGAAUGCCAGAGAACCACUGAUACAAACUACCAUCGAAAUGCACCCAGUCUGUACCUAUGUCACCCAAACGGAAGGCAGAUGCGGAAGCUGCGGAAAAUUCCUAGUCGAGGCACAAAUGGAAAACUCGGAGAUCUCCAGAAACGCACAAAUAGAACCUGGAACUUCGGGGACUCAGAAUAUUAGAAGGGAGAAGAGCAACGUUAUGCCCAGGGACAUGUCUGAACCUAACCUCAGGUUCCGAUCGGAGCUGAUGGAAACCGACACCAAGUUUCUUCGACUGAACGGGCAGAGUUUGAGAAAUAUUCUGGAGAGCGAACACGAAGAGGAAGUUAACGAGGAGGAGAGGGUACGAACGAAUUGGAAUGCGGAUAAUGGACAACCGAGAGGAGAGAGGUUCAGAUUUUCUCUCUGUUCUCUGGACGAAACUAGCACCCAGUCUGGGCCAGCUGUGGACGCCAGCAGAGGAGCGAUACCGAAGAGGUCAGCGGGUCGAAGCAGGGUCAUAGCUAACCCCAUGUCGAACGAGACCUCUCCCCUACCCGACUCCAAAACUUACUUCUGUCUGAAGUCGAUUUUGAAGCAGAACAAUAGACGUUACACGUUGAUCACGGCUAGAGAGCUUCAGAGUCUGUCUGAUCAAGAAGACGAGGAGGUAGAAAGACGUCGUAGGGUACGAGCUAGCUAUCACGAAGGCUGCGUCCCUGUGUGCGCAACCAAUGGGGAGGGCAGGUUUAAUUUCUUUUCAAGAUCGAGGGAAAGUUUGGACGGAGCUGUUGGGAAGAGAAAGAAGCCUGAUAGCUUGGAGUAUGAUAAGGCUGAAGAUGGGAAAUCGCUGCGGGAAAACACUAGAACCUUAAUCUUCGCGAGCCCGAUUCAAGAGGUGUGUCCAGGGGACCCAUUUGGCGGGAAAGACGUGGUUCAAACCCGACAGGAAGUGGCUUCUAGCCCCACAGAGGAGACACCCGGCCACACAGUCCUCGGCCAACUGGGACGGUCCCUAACUUGCGACCGGAAGUCCCGUCGUCGAAUGCAAGAUGCUCGUAGACAACGCUACUCGGACUCUUCUCAUCCUUCCUCUUUCUCCUGUCCCCCGGAUCGUCAACAUCCUUACCCGUACGCGUUUUCAGCGUCCACGAACUCUAUGGACGCCAUAGAGUUCGGUAAGAACGAGACGUCGGCUCGCGUUUACCAUCACGCGACAUCUUUCCCGCCGUACGAGGGUUGCAACGAGAAGAUCGAUCAAACAUCCGACAGUGUUUCGACAGAAAAUUCGAAAGAACUGACCCGUUCUCUGACGGAGAGACGAGCGAAACCUGUACGUCCCGACGCUAAUUUUCGCAGGAGUUUCACGGGCAGGGUCGAAGAUUACAGAACGGAGAAUAACAAGUGGACGAAUUUGAACAUGGAGACGUCGUUAUAACGAAGGAAUAUUUAAGCCAAUAGAAAAUAACUGUAAAUAUCCGUCCUACUUUUCACGGUUCAAGAUCCUGUAAAUACGAGUGGCACGAGCUAGUAGUCCGCUGAAUGUGUCCGUCUUAAUACUAUUCGCUGGAGGUUUUAGGGAGAUUGCCAGAUGAUUCUUUGGUCAAUAUGUACAAAAUGGACUCGGUAUAUGCUGAGUGAGUUGAUACAUAAGCAGAAGAAGAGUUUAGGACUUCCUAAAAUUUCUGAGGAAUGGUAAUGGUUCAAAGCAGUGUUGGGCUUUGAUGAGUAGAGAUCUUUUAAUUUGAAACUUUGAAAAU
This is a messenger RNA of Megachile rotundata (alfalfa leafcutting bee), 3285 nucleotides long. RefSeq lists its product as uncharacterized. The record is from RefSeq and is a predicted model, not a curated record. NCBI's taxonomy places the organism in Eukaryota, Metazoa, Arthropoda, Insecta, Hymenoptera, Megachilidae.